CCCAAUAAGAACUCUGAUUUCUUCUCUCUCUCUCUCUCUCAUUUACCAAAUUUCAAAUUUCCACUCUAAAGCGGGAAGUGAAGAACAAACCCUCGUCCAAAAUCCACUCUGACAAUACCAGAAGAUCGUCAAUGGCGGACGGCCAUAGGAAGCCGGCGAUGAGCCUCAAUCAGCUUCACAGCCGAUAUCUUGUCGACCUCUCUGCUUCUCAACCUAAUCAACCCAAACCAAAACCAGUCGAUGAUGUAAUCCAAUCAACGGUAAAGCCCAAUGAGAGAUUUGACGAUGUUCCCCGAUUUGACUUCGGUACUCCUUCUCCGCCUGUUCAAGUGAAUGAUGAAGAGCCUGUGUCAAAGCUUAAGGAAUCAUCUCCGUGCUUGUAUGGUGGCUUUUCUGAUUUUGAUUCUCCUUCUUCCGUUCUUGCCGCUGAACCACAUGAAAGUGGAAAGACUGCUAAAGAAGGCGGCAGUUCGUCUGAGACAAAUCCUACUACUUCUGGCUCAUAUGAAUAUAAUACCAAUUUUCCAGCCUCUGAACCGCAUGAAAGAGGAAAUACUGCUAAAGAAGAUGACAAUUAUUCUGAGAUAAAUCCAACUAUUUAUGACUCAUCUGAAUAUGAUGCCAAUCUCCCAGUUGGUUUCGAACAUGAGCAUAUUGAGCAAGAGAGUGGAAAAAUACCUGAAGAAGUUAAUACUGCCAAGGAAACAUCUUCAGUAUCUAGUAUUACUGAAUUUGGUUCUAGUUUCCCAGAAACAAUUGCAGGAGAAGAAAGGCAAACAAAGGUGAGAAUUAAAGGCAGACGUCGCCUCUGCAAAAUAGCAGACAGUGAUGCUGAGGCAGGAAAGAAUUUGACAAGAGAGGAAGAGCCAAAACCAGAUGGCAUUUCGGAUUUCGAUUCGCCUUUUCAAGCGAACAAAUCAUGCGAGAGUAAAGGAAAUGAAAUCAGAGACAUACUGAAUGAUUUGAGCUCGAGGUUUGAGAUUCUGUCCAUUGAGAAGAAAAAGCUACCCAAGAAAGUCGAGUUGCAGGAGCCAGUAAGAAGUAAACUGUAUGACGUGACCAUAAACGAGGGAUCACCUGAAUAUCAAGCUGCUUCCGCUACUUCAUUUCUGCUUUCGUCCGAUACUUUAACAGAGACAACAAAGUCGAAAUUUGGAGGUGCGGUUACCAAUGAACUGCCACAGAAAAAGAAUCGCAAUGCUGAUGUAAAGGAUGAUGGUUUUUUUGGUAAGGCCAACAGAACCAUGGAUAACUCUCGAGGGUUUAAAGAUAAUAAAUUUAUGAAGGCACAUGUAAAGCCAGAGCCUGCAAAAGAAUCUAAAGCUUACAAUUAUAAAAGACAAGAGAAAGAUUGCAAUUCUGACAAUUAUGCAUUUUUGAGUGAACGAGUGGACGGGAAGCAAGGGAAGUUCAUUGAAGUGUCUGACGAUGACGAAGCUGAUGAUGUCAGCAUAGUGGAUGGUGAUGUAGAGGAUUUCACGUUGAGUGGUCUGAAGGGCACAUACAGGUUAUCUGCUAAAAUGGCAAAAAUGUUGUAUCCACAUCAGCGCGAAGGCUUAAAGUGGCUUUGGUCUCUUCAUUGUAUGGGUAAAGGUGGAAUUUUGGGUGAUGAUAUGGGCCUUGGCAAGACAAUGCAGAUUUGUAGCUUUUUAGCUGGACUGUUCCAUUCCAAUUUGACUCGGAGGGUGUUGAUUGUUGCCCCAAAAACACUAUUAACCCAUUGGACAAAUGAGCUGUCAACAGUUGGGCUCUCCGAUAAGACGAGAGAGUAUUUUUCAACUUGCGCAAAAUUACGACACUAUGAGCUGCAGUAUGUACUUCAGGACAAAGGUAUUCUUCUAACAACAUACGAUAUUGUGCGGAACAAUACAAAAGCCUUGUGUGGAGAUCAUCGUUACUGCGAUGAUGGAGAAGAUGAAAUGAGAUGGGAUUAUAUGAUUCUUGAUGAAGGCCAUCUUAUAAAAAAUCCAAGUACACAAAGGGCAAAGUCGUUGCUUCAGAUACCUUGUGCUCAUCGCAUCAUUAUCAGUGGCACUCCACUCCAGAACAAUUUAAAGGAACUUUGGGCCUUGUUUAGUUUCUGUUGUCCUGAGCUGCUAGGCGACAAGAAAGAGUUUAAGGAAAAAUAUGAGCACUUCAUUAAUCGAGGAAACGAGAAAAAUGCCUCUGAUAGGGAAAAGCGCAUUGGUUCAUCUGUUGCAAAGAACCUGAGAGACUGCAUUCAACCAUAUUUUUUGAGACGAAUGAAAAGCGAAGUAUUUCAGGAUAAUACCUCACUGUCCAAGAAGAAUGAGAUUAUUGUAUGGCUACGAUUAACUCAAUGCCAGCGUCAACUUUACGCAGCUUUUUUAAACAGUGAGAUUGUGAUCUCAGCUUGUGAUGGUUCCCCUCUUGCUGCAAUUACGAUCUUGAAAAAAAUAUGUGAUCAUCCACUUCUAUUGACAAAAAGAGCUGCUGAAGAUGUUCUAGAAGGGUUGGAUUCAAGUGUGAACCAGGACGAUCAACGUGUCGCCGAAAAAUUGGCAAUGCAUUUGGCAGAUGUUGCUGAGAGAUUUGACAUUGUUGAUAAUCAUGAUAUCUCUUGCAAAUUAUCGUUUAUAUUAUCUUUACUGGCUGAUUUAGUUCCAAAGGGACACAACGUGCUUAUAUUUUCACAAACUCGGAAGAUGCUUAAUAUAAUUCAGGAAUCAUUGAUGGCCAAUCAAUACAAGUACAUGCGUAUAGAUGGGACUACCAAAAUUGCUGAUAGAGCUAAAAUCGUCAAGGAUUUCCAAGAGGGCCGUGGAGCGCCAAUUUUUCUCUUGACUUCCCAAGUUGGUGGAUUGGGCCUUACACUAACCAACGCCGAUCGUGUAAUUGUGGUUGACCCUGCUUGGAAUCCGAGCACUGACAGUCAGAGUGUAGAUCGUGCAUACCGGAUUGGACAAAAGAAGGAUGUUGUCGUUUACAGACUGAUGACAUGUGGCACCGUGGAGGAGAAAAUUUAUAGAAAGCAGGUAUUCAAAGGAGGAUUAUUCAGAAGUGCAACUGAACAUAAAGAACAGAUUCGUUAUUUCAGCCAACAGGACCUCAAGGAUCUUUUCAAUUUGCCCAAACAAGGAUUUGAUAUUUCUCUCACUCAACAACAGUUGCUUGAAGAGCAUGAUGAACAGCAUAUAAUGGAACCGUCGCUCAAAGCACAUGUAGAGUUCCUUCAAACUCUCAACAUUGCCGGAGUUAGCCAGCAUAGUCUGCUAUUUUCGAAGGCAGCGCCUGUACAAACUAUUGAAAUAGAGGACGAACAAGAAAAGUUAAAAGGGAGUACAUUCGUAGGGAAUGCAUCUACACGACCAUAUGUGGAGCGUAAUGUUGAUGGGGCGCAAUACGCAUACAACCCCAAGGAUGUAAAGAGAUUUCAGAGGAAUUCAAGUCCUGAUGUUAAAGAACCAUCAGCAGAGGAAAUCCGAGAGAGAAUUAAUCGCUUAUCCGACAUCUUUAAUACGGUUGCAGUCUCAAGGCUACCUGAUAAAGGAGAAAAAAUACACAGGCAAAUAGCUGCAUUGUACGUUCAGCUUGAUCAGUUGAACAUUACAAAAGGAAACGAGGACGAUGUUAUCGAGUUGUAGAGACACGCGGAUUGUGCUAUAUCCUAAACCUCUCAAGUUUCUCGUUGGGCGAUUUAUUGUUAUCAUUUAAGUAUGAUUUCCCUGGAAAUCUGAUCUCCUAAUAUAAGGUUUUGUUAUUGUUUCGAGAGCUGAUAUUCGGAAUUAGAAAACAAUAUGUACUGAUCUCAAAAUAGUUUUGUGCUCAAAAUUGUGAAAAACUCGAUCACAAAUUUCUAAAAAGUAUUUCCGAUUGUCGUUUGAAUGUCAA
Erythranthe guttata (spotted monkey flower) is the source of this 3852-nucleotide messenger RNA. It is a transcript of the gene CHR24, whose product is annotated as chromatin remodeling 24. Lineage: Eukaryota; Viridiplantae; Streptophyta; Magnoliopsida; Lamiales; Phrymaceae. The record is from RefSeq and is a predicted model, not a curated record. Gene Ontology annotation, molecular function: DNA translocase activity; ATP binding.